Populus euphratica (Euphrates poplar) is the source of this 659-nucleotide messenger RNA. RefSeq lists its product as uncharacterized. NCBI's taxonomy places the organism in Eukaryota, Viridiplantae, Streptophyta, Magnoliopsida, Malpighiales, Salicaceae. The transcript has 2 exons. The coding region runs from base 142 to 525 and encodes 127 amino acids. The record is from RefSeq and is a predicted model, not a curated record.
CUAUAACAGCUUAGCCCUAAACAUUGAAGCGAGGCCGUAUGUAGCAGAACCACAUCAUCUCUGUCUAACUCCAAGAAAAAAGCUUUGAGGUCAGGGACAGUCACUUCGCUGUUACUUCUUUUAAGCUAUCGAACCUGAAGAAUGGCAAGCAAAGCUGUGAAAACUGUGGCAAAGGCAGUUGCAGAGUACCAGUAUCCAUGGAAAGAGAAGUUGGCAAAGCACAAGAAUGAGCUAUCCAAAGGCGUGUGGGGUUACUGGAAACUCGGGGCCUGGACACCACUCCACAUCAGCGCUCGCCGACGAGCUAGACUUCGCAAGGAAGUCCUCCUUGCAGGGGAAGACUGGCCAUAUGACCCAGAGAGGAAAGAAAUGAGAACCAAGAUGAAGGGACACAAGUGUGAUAGAAUUGCUGCAGAGAGACGGGCAAAGACUGCCAAACUGAUGGAGCAAAUGCCUGAAAUGUUGCUGGCAUAUAAGAAACGAAGGUGGGAGAAGAAGAUGAAGGAAGAAGACAAAAACAAAUAAACACUUUCCGUUCGACCAUUGUUUCUCAAAUUGCUUUUGUAGUAGCUGUUCCAAAAAAAUCGCCUUCGUAUUGGAGCUUUUUCAUCUCCUGAAAGAAUGUUAGUGAAACUUACAUCAACUCUGUAUUGCUUCAA